This is a messenger RNA of Staurois parvus, 353 nucleotides long. The record is from the annotation of a GenBank genome assembly. Lineage: Eukaryota; Metazoa; Chordata; Amphibia; Anura; Ranidae.
ACUGCGGACAUAGUACAGGAGAUGACCAGAGACUGCAGACACAGUACAGGAGAUGAUCAGAGACUGCGGACAUAGUACAGGAGAUGACCAGAGACUGCAGACACAGUACAGGAGACGGUCAGAGACUGCGGACACAGUACAGGAGAUGACCAGAGACUGCGGACACAGUACAGGAGAUGACCAGAGACUGCGGACACAGUACAGGAGAUGACCAGAGACUGCGGACACAGUACAGGAGAUGACCAGAGAGACUGCGGACAUAGUACAGGGGAUGACCAGAGACUGCGGACACAGUACAGGAGAUGACCAGAGACUGCAGACACAGUACAGGAGAUGACCAGAGACUGCGGACA